Drosophila eugracilis is the source of this 1142-nucleotide messenger RNA. Its product is annotated as transcription factor E4F1. Gene Ontology annotation, molecular function: DNA-binding transcription factor activity, RNA polymerase II-specific; zinc ion binding; RNA polymerase II transcription regulatory region sequence-specific DNA binding. Gene Ontology annotation, biological process: regulation of transcription by RNA polymerase II. NCBI's taxonomy places the organism in Eukaryota, Metazoa, Arthropoda, Insecta, Diptera, Drosophilidae. The record is from RefSeq and is a predicted model, not a curated record. Gene Ontology annotation, cellular component: nucleus.
UGGUAAGACCGCAAGUCAGACGUUAAACAAAAAAUAAAUAUACCAAAUAUACUAUUUUUUCGGAAAGAGAUCUUUUUGGUAACAAUAGCCAACCACACUAUUGUUUACAUUUUUUUGUUGAAGUUUCAAUGCAUAAUAUACUUUCAUUGUGAUGGACCUGCGUAAAUUAUGCCGGAUUUGCUUUGUAGACAGCGCUUCUGUGGACAUCCGAGAGCACAGAAGCAGCGGCAGCUCCGAACAAACAGUUCUCGAGCUGAUUCAUACCAUGUUCGGCAGGAAUAUAGAUCUUAAUCUAACUGAAGAGCUGCCCAUGAUCUGCAGUGGCUGUCUGAAGGAGUGCCAACUGCACUACGCCUUUUAUCGGAAACUUAAGUUUGCCAACCAGCAGCUUCUGCAGCUAUACAAUGACGCAGAGGUUGAAAUGUGCCAGGAUGUGGAAACUCUGAAGAAGGAGCAGCCUGAAACAAAUGCUGAAGAGGGUUUCGAGACCUGGGAGGAGUUUUCACCAUUUGAUUUUAUAGUUCUAGAACCGCAGACAGGAGCAAAAGAAACAGAAAGAAAAACAGACCCUAGUCCAAAGCCCUCACAGAAACUGGCAAAUCAGGACUCGCUUAUUGUCUCCGAGUUCCUUCCCGCCACUACGGCCCAACCACGACUGGAUUUGACCGAAUCCCGCUUGCAGCAGCUAGAAGAGCCAGCCUACGAGGUGCGCACCGUAGACUACGCAGCCGUCGAACUGAAGCACUACAACCUUGACGAGUACAAUGAGACUAAUCGCCUGCUAGACGUAGAGCCUAGUGGCAGCCAAGCAAUUUACAAAUGCCAGUACUGCCCUCUGGCUUAUGCAUCCCCGCAAUAUUUGAAAACCCAUGUGCGCAACUCGCAUGUCUGCAAGUACUGCACCACUGCCUUUGCCAAAGUGCGCGAUCUCAACGAACACAUUCGCCGCAAGCACUCUCACCACCAGUGUGUUGUUUGCUCUAACACCUUUAGCACCAGUAGCAACCUAAGAGCCCAUUUAAAAAAGAUUCAUGGAGUACAACUACCUGCUCAGGUGGCAUUACUCGAUUACAAACCAGCCAGCGCGAGUCAGGACAACCCUGGUACAUAAUAAAAGUGUACUAACAUAUACACAAUAGUAA